Molecule: messenger RNA, 630 nt
Organism: Ipomoea nil (Japanese morning glory)
Lineage: Eukaryota; Viridiplantae; Streptophyta; Magnoliopsida; Solanales; Convolvulaceae
Exons: 1
Coding region: 1-630 (209 amino acids)
Source: RefSeq, a predicted model, not a curated record
AUGGAUGCAGUCCGCGAAACUCCCGCCGGCAGCCCAAGAAUCUCAUUCUCCCACCACCUUUCGUCCACCGGAGAUCACUGCCCUUACCGUUCCGAAUCCAACUCCGACUUCCAUUUCUGCAACAUUUUUGAAACGGAAACAGAAACCUCUUGCGCAGGUGAGAUCUUUUCGAAUGGCUUCCUUCUCCCUCUUCACCAAAAGCCCCAGGCGUCGUCUUCUCCGUCCAAAAAAGAUGAUGACAAUGAAGCCUCGAAGGUGAAAAGUCAGUCUAGGCCUUUCUGGCGCAUAAGGAGGAGCAGCAGUCUGCACUGUGAGAACAGCCAGAAGAGAGGGUCAAGUUGGUCAUUUCACUCCUUGCCACGCAGCAGCUCCACUGGCUCCAAGCAAACGAAGAAGAAAACUCCAUCUUCAUCAUCAUCGUCGUCUUCUCCAUCGGUUCACUUUUAUGAGUUUCCAUUAUCGUCGCAGAAGCCUCCGUUAAGGACCAACCAUGGAAACGGCGCCGUUCGGAUCAAUCCGGUGCUCAAUGUGCCGCCCCCUAGUUGUAUCUCCAUGGGGAAUACUAAUCUCUUUGGGUUGGGAUCUUUGUUUAAGACUGGUAAAGAUAAUAAGAAGAUCAUCAAGAAAUAA